CGACCUUUCCAUAAUUCGGAGAUUUCUGGAUAACAGGUUUCCGGAUAACGGGUCCCAUACCUGUGUUGAGUUUGAAAUGAAUUUAGACUUUAACAAAUCCACAACUGGAUUGUUAUUACCCUCAUGACAUGGGAUUGAUUGACAUCUAUGUUAAUUAAUUUCUAAUAAUAAAUAACAAUGGACUAAUUGCCUAUUAGUCAUGGGAUGGGAAUUUACUAUGCAAACGAUAUGGGGGGUUUGCGGGCCCCUGAUGUAGCAGCCCUGAUGGGCCCGGACCCCCCAGUCGGAAGCUGAAUCUUCAUUUUAUUAAGUGCAAAACUCAAUGUUUGAGAUUUAUUAAGUGCAAAACUCAGAUGUAAAAUUAGGCAUCUAAAAGCUGGUGAGUUUAUGUAGAAGACCCAGGCAAAAUUAAAGUAAUUUUUAAAUUCCAGUAUCUUUGAAAGCUGCAUAGAAAAUUAUUCGAAUUUGAUUUCACUGUUACUACAUUUUUUAAUUACUAAGCCCGCAUUUCAGUUUGGUGAGUUUUGCAGCAUUGGUUAUGGGAUGUUAUAUAUGGAAUUGAAAUCAUAAUUAUAUCUGCACAAGGUGCUGAUGAUGUCACAAUGCCACGCCAAGAUCACAUGUCUGCUUAGCAUCUGCACACGACAUUCUCAUUUCUAACCAAGUUCAAACAUAUUCCUUAAGAUUCUUUAUAUUGUAAUAUCAGUCGUUUUAUUCUUAGCCAUAGAAUAAUUAAAUUCAUUGCUUAGUUUUAUAAAUUCUAUAGGAUGUCGUGUGUGGAAGCUGGAAUCAUAAUUCCUUUCCAGUGCUGAUGAUGUCAUAAUGCCACACCAAGGUUACAGCUGUGUAAACAAGGUGAUGAUGAUGUCAUAAUGCGAAACCAAGGUUACAGCUGUGUAAACAAGGUGAUGUCAUAAUGUCACACUAAGGUGUAGGUGUAGCAUCUGCACAAGAUAAACAAUUCACAUUACUGAUCAAUCAUAGAAGAAGAAACAUGUAUUUUAAAAUUCUUAAUAUUCUAAUUAUAUUCAUAGCAAUAUUCUUAACUAUAGAAGGAUUUCCAAUUAGAAGAAUUAAAGUAAAUAAUGACAUAAAGAUAAAAUCAGAAAUCAGAGAAACACCAAAUGAAGGCGAUGAUGAGUCCAGUAGACUUUUCGAACUUCUAGAAAUUUUCGAUGAACCGUUAACUAAACCAGGAUAUUACAGGGAGAAAACAGGCUGGGAAAAACUUAUCCCUCACAAGCCAAUAUUAGCCGAGGUCAUGGUCUUAAGUGUACUUAUCGUGGCCGGUUUUAUAGCCGUGGGAAUGCUUGCUGUUGGCAUUGCUUGGAUAAUAGCAACAAAUAAAUGGCUUGAAGUGCAAGAAGACAUUUUCGACGGCACAAAAGUUCUUAGAUUUCCAGGUGCCGAGGAUCAACUCAGAGGAAUGCAUUUUCCAUCAGGUAAGAUAAUGAAGAGAUUUCUACAAAAAGACACUUUCCUUGCUUUGAAGACAGUUUUAGAUAUCAGGGCAGUGAGAUUCUUAGAUCAUUGUGGGGCUUCUUCCUUUUCAGUGUGUAGGAGCAUAAAAUGUAGUUUUCAUUGUAGGAUAUUUUCUACUUACAGGGACUAGAAAGAUUGUGCACUAAUUGGCUUUA
Molecule: messenger RNA, 1637 nt
Organism: Xenopus laevis (African clawed frog)
Lineage: Eukaryota; Metazoa; Chordata; Amphibia; Anura; Pipidae
Exons: 5
Coding region: 995-1612 (205 amino acids)
Source: RefSeq, a predicted model, not a curated record